Numida meleagris (helmeted guineafowl) is the source of this 1665-nucleotide messenger RNA. It is a transcript of the gene TNNT1, whose product is annotated as troponin T1, slow skeletal type. Gene Ontology annotation, cellular component: troponin complex. Gene Ontology annotation, biological process: regulation of muscle contraction; sarcomere organization; slow-twitch skeletal muscle fiber contraction. Gene Ontology annotation, molecular function: tropomyosin binding; troponin T binding. The record is from RefSeq and is a predicted model, not a curated record. The transcript is spliced from 13 exons. Bases 703 to 1611 code for a protein of 302 amino acids. NCBI's taxonomy places the organism in Eukaryota, Metazoa, Chordata, Aves, Galliformes, Numididae.
UGCUUGCACAGGGGGUGUCCCCUCCUCAGGAACAAAGGACAGGAAUGUCCCCAAUGUCCCCAACAGGUGCUGGGACAGAGGGGUGACAUCAGGGGCCAGGAAUAGCCCCCAGUUAUCCCACCCCCCUUUGUCCUCACCCAGAUGAUCCCCUGGGGGUUUCAAAGCGUCCCCCUCCUCUCGAAGACGGCUCUGCCCAUUGUGUCCCCCAGGACAAAGACAAAGCCUGAACCCCACUGCCCCCCAUUGUGGGAGGGGUGCAGCCGAUGGUGUGCCCCCCUGCCCGCCAAGGCUGAGCCUUGCACCCCGCAGCCCCCUCCCCCUCCUGGAUGACCCCCCCCCCUCCGUGUCACCCCGACAGCUGCAGGUGUCGGGUGACGGUGACAUUUUAGUGGCAUCUGGGGAACAAUGUGGGGGAAUUUGGGGGGGGGCUCCUGGCACCCCCGAGAGGGGUGGAAUGAUGUCAUGGGGGUGGGGUUACCCCCCCACAUAAAGGCUCUCUGUAGAAAGGGGCGGCGCGACUCCAGCAGAGCCCACGGGACCGACUCCACCGGUGGGGGUGUUUUGGGGGGUCCAUGGGGUUCUGGGGGGAAGGUGUAGGUCCAUGGUGGGGCUGAGGGUUGUGGGGAGGGGGCUAUCAAAGUAUGAGAAUGAUGGAGGUUGGGCUGUGGUGGUCUAUAGGGCCAGAGGGGGGGCUAUAGGGUGAUGGGAGGGCUGCAGGAGGCACCUAUAGGUACUGGGGGAGUUUCGGGGUGGGGUCAGCUUCCCCCUGACCCCCCCAACACAAUUCCCUCCCCAGGUACCCCCCGACCCGCAGCCAUGUCCGAAGCUGAGGAGGAGUACGAGGAGGAGCAGCCUGAAGAGGAAGAGUCAGCGGCGGUGGAGGAGGAGGAGGAGGAGGAAGCAACAGAGCCUCCCAAAACUCAUGAGGAGCCAGAAGAGGAGCGGCCUCGGCCUCGGCCGCUGGUGCCCCAACUGGCCCCCCCCAAGAUCCCCGAGGGGGAGCGCGUGGACUUUGAUGACAUCCACCGAAAGCGCAUGGAGAAGGACCUCCUGGAGCUGCAGACCCUCAUCGAUGCCCAUUUUGAGCAGCGGCGCCGCGAGGAGAACGAGCUGGUGGCACUGAUGGAGCGCAUUGAACGGCGCCGGGCAGAGCGCAACGAGCAACUGCGGAGCCGCACAGAGAAGGAGCGCGAGCGGCAAGCAAGGCUGGCAGAGGAGAAACUCCGCAAGGAGGAGGAGGAGGCCAAGAAGCGCGCCGAGGAUGAUGCCAAGAAGAAGAAAGUCCUGUCCAACAUGCCCCACUUCGGGGGGUACCUGGCCAAGGCGGAGCAGCGGCGCGGCAAGCGGCAGACGGGGCGGGAGAUGAAGCUGCGCAUCCUGGCUGAGCGCAAGAAGCCCCUCCACAUUGAGAACAUGCGGGAGGACGAGCUGCGGGCCAAGGCCAAGGAGCUGCACGACUGGAUCCACCAGCUGGAGUCAGAGAAGUUCGACCUGAUGGAGAAGCUGCGGCGCCAGAAAUACGAGAUCAACGUCCUAUACAACCGCAUCAGCCAUGCCCAGAAAUUCAAGAAGGUGGUGGGCAAGGGCCGCGUGGGGGGGCGCUGGAAGUGACGCCCCCCCCCGCCCCGUGCUGCUGCGGGCCAAUAAACCUCCGCUCCGUCCGUC